UUUACAGGAAAAUGUGGCCGGCCUCCACCUAUUGUCAAUGGAGACACUACUUCAUUCCCACUGUCAGUAUAUGCUCCAGAUUCAUCAGUGGAGUAUCAAUGCCAGAACUUGUAUGAACUUGAGGGUAACAAGCGAAUAACAUGUAGAAAUGGACGAUGGUCAGAACCACCAAAAUGCCUACAUCCGUGUGUAAUAUCACAAGAAAUUAUGGAAAAAUAUAACUUAACAUUUAAGUGGACAGCCGACCCAAAAGUUUAUGUAAGAUCAGGUGAACCAGUUCAAUUUGUGUGUAAAUAUGGUUAUCAUCCUUCACCAGGUUCUCAAGAUUUUCUAAGAACAUGUCAGGAUGGGAAACUGGAGUAUCCCACUUGUGUAAAAAACAAUCAUAAUUAAAAUCAACACCUUUAUUCAGAACAUUAUUAUUAAAUCAGUUCUCAAUUUCAUUUUUAAGUAUUGUUUUAUUCCUUUUUAUUCAUAAGUAAAAUUUUGGGUUGAUUUGUGAAAAUGUACUUAUAAUCUGAGACCCAUGGCCCUCUUCUUAAAAGCUCCAUAUUAAAACUUGGCAAA
This is a messenger RNA of Cebus imitator (Panamanian white-faced capuchin), 567 nucleotides long. RefSeq names its product complement factor H-related protein 1-like. The transcript has 2 exons. The annotation marks the transcript as partial. The record is from RefSeq and is a predicted model, not a curated record. Lineage: Eukaryota; Metazoa; Chordata; Mammalia; Primates; Cebidae.